Molecule: messenger RNA, 129 nt
Organism: Rotaria sp. Silwood2
Lineage: Eukaryota; Metazoa; Rotifera; Eurotatoria; Philodinida; Philodinidae
Source: the annotation of a GenBank genome assembly
AUGCAAAGGGUUGUCGACUUUGCUCGUCCAGGUGUUGCUUUUACAACCGUACAGCAUGCUUUUCGACGAGUUACACAUCCUAUGCAAUUAAAGCGAUUUCGAGAAUAUGUUGCAAAUAACGGAAACCGU